AUGUCCUCAUCACCUCACGCAUCAUCCAGUUCCCCUGUACCACAACACGACGAACGCACCUCCUCAUCCAGCAGCCCCUGCCCUCCCCCUCCUCCUCUUCCCCCAACAAACUCCGACGAUGAAGUCCGCCGCCUUCUCAUCAACACCCCCGUCUGCAAACAAGUAACUGACGAAGACCUCGAUCUCGCACGACAAAAAUUCGAGCUCAUGAUGACCAAACGAGUCGACGCCCUAGUAGCAAAAAUCAACGAGCACAGAAACCCGCUUCCUCCACCCAAGGCAAAGAGAUCUCCAGUCUUUGACUUUUCGCGGAUCGAUGUCGAGCUUGUGAGAGAGACGGCCUCUUGCGUUGGAGAAGCAGUUGAGGGAGAUGCGCGCAUGGGAGAUGCAGGCAUGGAAGACGCAGACAAGGGAUAUGCAAGCAAUGGAGAUACAGGCAAGCGAGAUGCUGCACAUGAUGGAGAAUAA
Molecule: messenger RNA, 468 nt
Organism: Bacidia gigantensis
Lineage: Eukaryota; Fungi; Ascomycota; Lecanoromycetes; Lecanorales; Ramalinaceae
Exons: 2
Coding region: 1-468 (155 amino acids)
Source: RefSeq, a predicted model, not a curated record